Molecule: messenger RNA, 258 nt
Organism: Aspergillus wentii DTO 134E9
Lineage: Eukaryota; Fungi; Ascomycota; Eurotiomycetes; Eurotiales; Aspergillaceae
Exons: 2
Coding region: 1-258 (85 amino acids)
Biological process (GO): defense response to fungus
Source: RefSeq, a predicted model, not a curated record
AUGAAGAUCAUCUCGCUCGCCUCCUUCGGAAUUGCCCUCUUCACUGCUCUGGCAGCAGCAACACCCGUCGAGCCCAACACUGUAGAAGCCCGAGCUGAACAGGGUGUCUUGAUCAAAUACGACGGAAAAUGCUCCAAGAAAGAUAAUUCCUGCAAAUUCAAGGGACAAGGUGGUAAAACGACUUUCUGCCACUGCAAGUUUAAGAAGGUAUUUCUUCCUCCUUCGGAUAUAGUGGAUGUAUGGCUUAUGAAGAUAUAG